This is a messenger RNA of Cydia pomonella (codling moth), 4513 nucleotides long. It is a transcript of the gene 14-3-3epsilon, whose product is annotated as 14-3-3 protein epsilon. NCBI's taxonomy places the organism in Eukaryota, Metazoa, Arthropoda, Insecta, Lepidoptera, Tortricidae. The transcript is spliced from 6 exons. Gene Ontology annotation, biological process: signal transduction. The record is from RefSeq and is a predicted model, not a curated record. Bases 119 to 874 code for a protein of 251 amino acids. Gene Ontology annotation, cellular component: cytoplasm.
CAUGGGCGGAGUUUAGUUGAAGAUCGAAUUCGGAUUCGGUUGGCGGGCGCGGCCAUCUUGGUGAAUUAGUGACCUGGCGAUUCGGAUAUAGUUAGUGAAAAAUCAUUUGUCAUCCACAAUGUCGGAAAGGGAAGAUAAUGUGUAUAAAGCUAAGUUAGCCGAGCAGGCUGAGCGUUACGAUGAAAUGGUAGAGGCGAUGAAGAAUGUGGCCUCCCGCAAUGUUUCCGACAAUGAGCUAACAGUGGAGGAGCGGAACCUUCUGUCUGUGGCAUACAAGAAUGUCAUCGGUGCCCGCCGUGCCUCAUGGAGGAUUAUCUCCUCCAUUGAACAGAAGGAAGAAACAAAAGGCGCGGAGGACAAGCUGAGCAUGAUCCGCGCAUACCGCUCCCAGGUGGAGAAGGAGCUCCGGGACAUCUGCUCCGACAUCCUCGCCGUGCUCGACAAGCAUCUCAUCCCCGCCUCGCAGACCGGCGAGUCCAAAGUGUUUUACUACAAAAUGAAGGGUGACUACCACCGGUACCUGGCAGAGUUCGCAACAGGCAACGACCGCAAGGAGGCGGCCGAGAACUCGCUCGUUGCGUACAAGGCCGCCUCCGACAUCGCCAUGACGGAGCUGCCGCCCACGCACCCCAUCCGCCUCGGCCUGGCGCUCAACUUCUCAGUAUUCUACUACGAGAUCCUGAACAGCCCGGACCGCGCGUGUCGCCUGGCCAAGGCGGCCUUCGACGACGCCAUCGCCGAGCUCGACACCCUCUCCGAGGAGAGCUACAAGGACUCCACCCUCAUCAUGCAGCUGCUGCGCGACAACCUCACCCUGUGGACCUCCGACAUGCAGGGCGACGCGGAGGGUGAGUCCCACACUACUGUACCCUAGCCGGGGUCCCUACACUCUCCGAGGAGAGCUACAAGGACUCCACCCUCAUCAUGCAGCUGCUGCGCGACAACCUCACCCUGUGGACCUCCGACAUGCAGGGCGACGCGGAGGGUGAGUCCCACACUAUACUGUACCCUAGCCGGGGUCCCUACCCUCUCCGAGGAGAGCUACAAGGACUCCACCCUCAUCAUGCAGCUGCUGCGCGACAACCUCACCCUGUGGACCUCCGACAUGCAGGGCGACGCGGAGGGUGAGUCCCACACUAUACUGUACCCUAGCCGGGGUCCCUACCCUCUCCGAGGAGAGCUACAAGGACUCCACCCUCAUCAUGCAGCUGCUGCGCGACAACCUCACCCUGUGGACCUCCGACAUGCAGGGCGACGCGGAGGGUGAGUCCCACACUAUACUGUACCCUAGCCGGGGUCCCUACCCUCUCCGAGGAGAGCUACAAGGACUCCACCCUCAUCAUGCAGCUGCUGCGCGACAACCUCACCCUGUGGACCUCCGACAUGCAGGGCGACGCGGAGGGUGAGUCCCACACUAUACUGUACCCUAGCCGGGGUCCCUACCCUCUCCGAGGAGAGCUACAAGGACUCCACCCUCAUCAUGCAGCUGCUGCGCGACAACCUCACCCUGUGGACCUCCGACAUGCAGGGCGACGCGGAGGGUGAGUCCCACACUAUACUGUACCCUAGCCGGGGUCCCUACCCUCUCCGAGGAGAGCUACAAGGACUCCACCCUCAUCAUGCAGCUGCUGCGCGACAACCUCACCCUGUGGACCUCCGACAUGCAGGGCGACGCGGAGGGUGAGUCCCACACUAUACUGUACCCUAGCCGGGGUCCCUACCCUCUCCGAGGAGAGCUACAAGGACUCCACCCUCAUCAUGCAGCUGCUGCGCGACAACCUCACCCUGUGGACCUCCGACAUGCAGGGCGACGCGGAGGGUGAGUCCCACACUAUACUGUACCCUAGCCGGGGUCCCUACACUCUCCGAGGAGAGCUACAAGGACUCCACCCUCAUCAUGCAGCUGCUGCGCGACAACCUCACCCUGUGGACCUCCGACAUGCAGGGCGACGCGGAGGGUGAGUCCCACACUAUACUGUACCCUAGCCGGGGUCCCUACCCUCUCCGAGGAGAGCUACAAGGACUCCACCCUCAUCAUGCAGCUGCUGCGCGACAACCUCACCCUGUGGACCUCCGACAUGCAGGGCGACGCGGAGGGUGAGUCCCACACUAUACUGUACCCUAGCCGGGGUCCCUACCCUCUCCGAGGAGAGCUACAAGGACUCCACCCUCAUCAUGCAGCUGCUGCGCGACAACCUCACCCUGUGGACCUCCGACAUGCAGGGCGACGCGGAGGGUGAGUCCCACACUAUACUGUACCCUAGCCGGGGUCCCUACACUCUCCGAGGAGAGCUACAAGGACUCCACCCUCAUCAUGCAGCUGCUGCGCGACAACCUCACCCUGUGGACCUCCGACAUGCAGGGCGACGCGGAGGGUGAGUCCCACACUAUACUGUACCCUAGCCGGGGUCCCUACCCUCUCCGAGGAGAGCUACAAGGACUCCACCCUCAUCAUGCAGCUGCUGCGCGACAACCUCACCCUGUGGACCUCCGACAUGCAGGGCGACGCGGAGGGUGAGUCCCACACUAUACUGUACCCUAGCCGGGGUCCCUACCCUCUCCGAGGAGAGCUACAAGGACUCCACCCUCAUCAUGCAGCUGCUGCGCGACAACCUCACCCUGUGGACCUCCGACAUGCAGGGCGACGCGGAGGGUGAGUCCCACACUAUACUGUACCCUAGCCGGGGUCCCUACCCUCUCCGAGGAGAGCUACAAGGACUCCACCCUCAUCAUGCAGCUGCUGCGCGACAACCUCACCCUGUGGACCUCCGACAUGCAGGGCGACGCGGAGGGUGAGGCCGAACAGAAAGAGCAAGCACAAGACGUGGAGGACCAGGACGUGUCGUAAUACCUUUCAGCGUUCUAUUUAAAUAUAAUAACAAAAAUAAAUAUAGUACGAUGUAAGCCAGCCCUCGAUGACAACCGGUCGUAACCUCUCGCUCCCACCCUCCCCGUCCCGCUCCCACACCUGCCGCCUCGACCGACCCAUACACCUAUCUAUACGAUCGUCAUUUUCGUUUGUAUUGUGUCAAAUUAUAUACGAGUAAUAUUAUGAAUAUGUACUUCUUUUGAUAAAUUUGUUUUCGAUUACGAUGAAAUAAUGUUAAGGAAAGUACUUUGGUAUUGCAUUUUAACUGUACGUUGUCUGUUAAGAAUGUAUUUUCUUAUCACUUCGGAUGAUCUCCGCGCUCGGCGCGUUCACAUUCUGGUUCUCUUAAGGUGGGAAUUGUAAAUUUUCUAAGUAUUUUAUACCGCGUGUAAAGUAUUUAACUCCGUUGUGACUUAGCACCGUAGCGACAAUUAACAAUUAUGAAAGCAUUUAGUUUGGACUAUCGGGACUAUGGCGCGUCGCGGAGCUCUGCACAAAUAUAGUCGUUUUAUACGUACUCCCGUACUGUGCUCGCCCGAGCGGCGGUCCCGCGUGGCGGGUCCCGAGACGCGAGUCCCGCGUGGCGGGUCCCACCCGCCCCGCGGGGCCGGCCGCAGUCUUCCCGCCUCGCCGUGAGCAUUCGAUACGUCUUUCAUUACAUAACAUAUAUUUUAUCUGUAACUUACAUUAUUAGGGUGGUAUUCGUAGUGACUUGCAAUAUUUAGCUAAGUGAUAGUGGCGUCACCUGUCGGUCUUCAUGUAUCGUAUCUCGUACGGGCGUACCGCGUUACAUACAUUACAUACCUCCUUGUGUAUUUAUUGCAACAUUAUAAUGCGUUUGUGUAAAUUGUGACUACUGUGUAGUACUGUACUGGUGUUGUUGAACAAAGACGUGCCGGCCCGUCUGCCGGACGGUCCGCUGUCGCGCCGGACGGUCCGGGGCCGCACCGGACGCGGUCCGGUCCGUCGGACGGUCCGGUGGUCGCGCCGGACGCCGCCGGACGGGCUGCGCUCGUUAGAUAAAGACAUUGUCGAUGUACCCGCUUCGUUCGUAUUACAAUUUUUGGAGUAUUCACACUGAAUUGCUUUAAUUACUUACGAGUAUUGUGAUAGAGAUUUUGUAUAUUUUAAUUUAUUUUUUUUAAUUUCGCACGUCUCUCGGAAAUAUUUCGCCGUAGCGCUAAAUCUCUUACAAUUUUAACAGGACGAACCGUAGUUCUAAAGUUGUGCUAGGAUAAGGUAAUGCACUUGGGAGAAAUUAUUUAUUUGAAAUGAACUGCUCCCGGGGCGCCGGCCCCUCGGGGUCUCCGGGCCCCUCGGUGGGUCUCUCAGGCCCCGCGGUGGGUCUCUCAGGCCCCGCGGUGGGUCCCUCGGACCCCGCAGUGGGUCUCCCGGGGGUGCCUACAUUCCACCUCCGCGCUGUCCAACGAACAAGCGUGGGAACGAGUGCGUGCCCGAGUAAGAUAUUAGCGUUAUUUUUAAUUGAAUUUGUAAUAUUGCAUAUAUUUUUGUUAAUUUUAUCCACAAAAAAAUACUGAUGCAAUUAGCCUUAGUGUUAUGCAAUAUUGAUUUAUGUCCUACCAACUACAUUGAAAUUUAUUGUAAAUGACAGUGUAAAUCUAAUAAUAAAAAUUCAAAAGUCCA